Messenger RNA from Glarea lozoyensis ATCC 20868, 297 nucleotides. RefSeq lists its product as uncharacterized. The transcript has 3 exons. The record is from RefSeq and is a predicted model, not a curated record. Lineage: Eukaryota; Fungi; Ascomycota; Leotiomycetes; Helotiales; Helotiaceae. Gene Ontology annotation, biological process: proton motive force-driven ATP synthesis. Bases 1 to 297 code for a protein of 98 amino acids.
AUGGUCCAAAUGUACACAAUUGCUGGUCGCCAGAUUGGCUCCCACUACGUACGUCGUCCCUAUCCCGAAGCUCCUGAAAGCUGGUCCGCGCUUGCGAUGGGUGUUCUUGCUACGCUUACUGCUGGAAUAAUGUCGUUCACUGGUGGAUCGAAGGUGCAGAAGGCUCAGGGACCACCAAUUAAUGCGUCAAGCGGCGACGAGGAGAAAUUUAUCAAGGACUUCCUCGCAAAGGCAGAUUCGGAUGGAAAAAAGGGUGGUAACAAUGUCAGUAUGGACAAGGGCGAUGCUGGACGAUAA